Messenger RNA from Ostrea edulis (European flat oyster), 1257 nucleotides. Its product is annotated as cobalamin trafficking protein CblD-like. The record is from RefSeq and is a predicted model, not a curated record. Gene Ontology annotation, biological process: cobalamin metabolic process. NCBI's taxonomy places the organism in Eukaryota, Metazoa, Mollusca, Bivalvia, Ostreida, Ostreidae. Bases 166 to 1116 code for a protein of 316 amino acids. The transcript is spliced from 8 exons. Gene Ontology annotation, cellular component: mitochondrion.
AACAAAACAAAACAAAAAACCCAACUCUGGAUUACUUUUCGGUCAUUAGCAAAGUCCAGAACAGAACCUCGAUAUCGGAAUAUUGUCAAUAUUCUUACGAUUCGGAAAGCUUGAAGUUGAAAGGUGGAGAAGAUUUACUAACUAGGAAGACUUUAAACAGCCAUUAUGGCUACCAGGCUGUUUAGCUCACCAGCCAGAGUGACGGCUUACCUCCCAAACAUCAGGGCAGCUGUACAACAUUUCCGAAACUUUUCUUCCUAUGACAAACUACCUAAAAUGGCUGAAAUUGAAGAAAUCGAAGCAGAAGCACGCUCGAGGAGUCUCGGAGUAUUUGGACCUGGGGACAAACGAUUUCCUCUACCUGGGAAGAUUGGGGUCAAUGUUAAUAAAGUGGCAGCUCGACCCAGCCCCCUCACUCAAAGCACUAGUCCGCAGGAGCUGUUUGAAACUCAUCUCCCCGACGAGAGACACUCAGCGGUGGUGGAGCAGGUGGUCAAUCAAAUGGAGGAAUAUGAGGAGGAAUUUUUGAGUGAAGCAGAUACCAAUCCAAUGGAGAUGUUGGAAUGUGUAGCUCAACCAUGUCCACAGACCUUGAGGCGCGAUGUGCAGGAGUUAUUCCCUAGUCGAGACCUCUCCAAGCACACCCUCACCGUGAUUACAAUUAGUCACAGGACGUCACAUGACAUGAGUGGGUGGAGUCACGAGGUGGAAGAGGAGAGAGAGAUGUUGCUGGCUGCAUUCAUAAAAGGAGCCAGUGACAUUUGUGAAGCUUUAAAUAACUCGGGUUUCUGGGCGGAUUUCAUCGACCCCUCGUGCGGGAGACCAUAUUUUAGUGCCCACACAAAUUCCACAUUCUUUGAAACAGAUGAGAGGUACAGAAAGUUAGGAUUUGAGAUCGAAGAUCUUGGGUGUUGCAAAGUCAUAGCGCACCACCUGUGGGGGACACAUGCCUAUGUAGGUAGUCUGUUCACCACGGCCUCCACAGAUCACCCCCUCAUAGCCUGCAUGGUGCAGGCCAAAUAUCAGCCGGAAACGUCGAGGAGGGGAGGAAAAUCACAGCCCGCGAAGGAAAACUCGGAACUCUCCUGUCAAACAGCUGAGCCGGACAAACAGUGAUUCUCCUUGCUUUGUUUAUUAUGUUGCUGUGUACUCCCGGGAAGAGAAGUGUUAUUAAGGGCUAAGCCAUGGUUAAUGAAUGAUUGUCUGCUUUAGCAAAUCAUUAUUUCUGUUAUUUUAAUAAAGACUAUAACAUAAAAA